GGAAUACUGGAAAAUGGGGAAGAGGUUGCUCUCAAGAAGCUCCAUAGAAUUGGGGCCCCAGAUGACGUUCAAUUUAUGAAUGAAUUUAAUAACCUUAUGAGGGCUCAACAUCCAAAUAUUACCCGGCUGGUUGGCUACUGCUAUGAUGUGAGACCUGAACGCGUCAAAUUCAAAGGUCAAUAUAUUAUGUCCUUGGUGGAAGAAAGAGUUCUCUGCUUCGAAUAUUUGCAGGGUGGAAGCCUUGACCAGCAUAUUUCUGAUGAAUCGUGCAUACUUGAUUGGCACACAUGUUUCAAAAUUAUCAAGGGAGUUUGCCUGGGUUUGAAUUACCUUCAUAAUGGGUCCAAAGAUCCUAUUUACCAUCUUGAUUUGAAGCCUGCUAAUAUAUUGUUGGACCAGAACAUGGUCCCAAAAAUUGGAGAUUUUGGUUUGUCAAGGCUCUUCCCUUCAGCACAAACCUGUAUUGUAAGCAAAAUUAUAGGAACACUUGGAUACAUGCCACCAGAAUAUAUUGAGAGAAAGGAAAUAACAUCAAAGUAUGAUGUAUUCAGUCUGGGUGUUAUCAUCAUACGGAUAAUAGCAGGACAUGAGGGCUACUCCAAAUGCGCACAUACGCCUUUGCAAGAAUUUCUUGAGCAUGUACAUGAAAACUGGGGAAAACGACUACAGACAACAAUGCCACCACAUACAUCAGAUCAAAUUCAAACAUGCAUCGAAAUAGCACUAAGAUGUGUGGAGGUUGAUCGUGAGAAAAGGCCAACUAUAGCCGAGAUUGUCGGUGAACUAAACAAGGUUGGUACUGAACAAAGUCCACUGCAGGGCAGGCAUAACCAAACAUCAUCCUCUGCAUAUGCAUCCUCUAAUUAGCAACUAGCUUCCUACUCAUC
Messenger RNA from Triticum dicoccoides, 887 nucleotides. RefSeq names its product putative receptor-like protein kinase At4g00960. Gene Ontology annotation, biological process: protein phosphorylation. The record is from RefSeq and is a predicted model, not a curated record. The transcript has 4 exons. Gene Ontology annotation, molecular function: protein kinase activity; ATP binding. The annotation marks the transcript as partial. NCBI's taxonomy places the organism in Eukaryota, Viridiplantae, Streptophyta, Magnoliopsida, Poales, Poaceae.